This is a messenger RNA of Branchiostoma floridae (Florida lancelet), 2359 nucleotides long. RefSeq lists its product as uncharacterized. Gene Ontology annotation, cellular component: plasma membrane. Gene Ontology annotation, biological process: protein ubiquitination. Bases 196 to 1533 code for a protein of 445 amino acids. The record is from RefSeq and is a predicted model, not a curated record. Lineage: Eukaryota; Metazoa; Chordata; Leptocardii; Amphioxiformes; Branchiostomatidae. The transcript has 16 exons. Gene Ontology annotation, molecular function: metal ion binding; ubiquitin-protein transferase activity.
CGUGGCGGAGUUUAUUUGGCCAAAUCAACGCCGCCAUGAGACCAAGAGGGGAAGUCCAAGCGCACUUGUUUGGGAAAUUUUGAUCUGCGUCAUCGAAACCUGGACAUUGUCACCUCAAGAAAGAGUCAGAGCUGCGUACACGCACCAACUGACCAAGAUCUCUUAACGUCUUCAUACACGACAGGUGUAGUCAGCAUGCCGCUUGACACCGUGCUAUGUCUGGACACGUCGGGCUCCAUGGCGGGACGGGGCAUGAGGGAACUCAAAAAGGCCGUCCGAGAGUUCAUUCUGGGCGUUCAGGAGACGGCCAGCAAGCACAAUCUCCGGGAGAAUGUUGGGGUGGUGGAAUUUGGCGCCAAAACUCGCAUCGUCCAACCACUCACCAAUAACUACGCCGCAGUUCUGAGGGCUGUUGACAACCUGCACGCAGGAGGUACCACACCGAUGUUCGAGGGUCUCAUGGAGGCGUUGAAGGAGGUCCUGCAGAACGGCGGCGUACUGGUUCUGUCUGGUCAGAAGAAGAUGACCCCAAGGGUCAUCCUGAUGACCGACGGACACCCUGACGACAAGCAGAACGUCCUGAAGGCAGCGCUGUCGUUCGGGCCGGCGGGCUGGCAGGCGGUGGGCCUGCCGCAUCCCAUCCCCAUAGCCUGCGUGGGCUGCGGCGGAGACGUGGACGGAGACCUUCUCCAGGCAGUGGCGAAGCUGACUAACGGCAUGUACGUGCAGGGUGACAUCGGCCAGCUGUCCGAGUUCUUCCGCAGACAGGUGCUUCUGAUUCGUUUUGCAGCCCAGUUCUCGCAUGACAUGCGCCAGUUGCGGGAUCUGAUGGUACUGCGCCAGUUCUUGGCCCAGAUGGGAGAGAGUGUGGACGAGGAAGAACUGGUCGGACUGAAGACCCUCCUGCUCGCCAUGCUGUUAUGUGCUGCAGAGGAUGACGACAGCGACGAUGAGGAGCAGGACAACAUGCCGCCGCUAGGAUCUCGCGUGCAGCGCGGACGGGACUGGAAGUGGGGGAACCAGGACCGGCAGGGUACCGGCACGGUCGUCAAGCACAAGUCAGACGGCAACCUUGUGGUUGAGUGGGACCAUGACUCCUCCACCAACUAUAAGUACCGGUUCGGCGCAGAGGGAGCAAGAGACGUUAGGGUUGUGGACGAACCACGAGUUGUCGGUCCGGACGGACGCAUCAUGCCAGGAUGCCGGGUAGUCAGGGGGCGAGACUGGGCCCCUCGCUACGGUGACCAGGACGGUGGGAGGGGGAGUGUCGGCUCCGUCUACAAGGUCAAACAAGGGGAGGACUACAACGUGCACGUCCGCUGGCCCAACAAGCACAAGAACGUGUACAAGUACCAGCCGCCAAACAUCAAGGAGAUUCAGAUGGAAGAACACGUGGUACUGGGCACGGCUGCUGCCCUGGCGGCCCUGAGCCUGGCAGGGUCCGGCGGGCCGUCCGGCUCUUCCCGCCCCUCCUCCGGCCGGCCCGGCACGGGAACACGCCGGGGUUCCUCUGACGGCUGCAGUGUCAUGUAAACCCGCCAGGCGUAAACGCGAAAGGUCCACAGAUGGAGAAAAAUACGAAAUUAGUGGGUGAUGUACCCUUAAAUGGAGAUGAACACGGUUGAGACGGUCACACCAGCUUUCUUAAUUUGUAUGCUUUCAGGUGGAACGAAAAUACUACAUUAAGCCACAUUCUUCUACUAGUUCAACAAACUUUACCCGAGGACACUAUUAGCUGGUGAUAUGGUUAUUCAGAUGAAGGCAACCCUCCAUGCAAAACCUUUGAUUAACAUUUAUGUUGGUAAUGUUAUAUUGUUACCUUAUAUAAUAUAAAAUAUAUUGGUAUAUUGUUGUCUAUAUAAUAACUAAAGAACCCAAUACACGUAUCGAGAAGAGUAGGGUUAACCCAAUGUGCUUAGCUGUAAUCUAUAUGAAUGUGAGCUGUAGCGACGCAACAUUGUACUAUCAACGUUAGAUAGCAGAGAGCAUUUCGCUUCAUCUCAAGCGCAUUUAUGCUUGAGCUCAACAAGAAUAAGAGGAAGUAUAUACUAGUAAUGCGGUAACUUUCAAAGCUAUACGAAGUUAAUGGGAUUACCAUUUCCAGAAUUCCAUCAUCGGUAUCGAAAGAAAUGUUUCUGGACUAGAAGGCACCAUGUGCUCUCGAGUUUGCCUUUUUCUGGAGUAAAUUUUACUAAUGUAUACAUAGAUCAAACUAGUGACAGUAAAAGGAUAACUGACACAGUAACCGCUAUUAUGUUAACUAACGUUAUUUGUAACAGAAUCAUUGCUAACGUUACGUACUUUAAUAAAUUACAGUUAGUACCUUUCUUAGACAUUAAACUGUGCUGUUAAAACCUGA